Molecule: messenger RNA, 5841 nt
Organism: Ostreobium quekettii
Lineage: Eukaryota; Viridiplantae; Chlorophyta; Ulvophyceae; Bryopsidales; Ostreobiaceae
Source: the annotation of a GenBank genome assembly
AUGGGCACAGAGGCAGCUGCGGGCAGUGGAACGAUGCAGACAGUGGACAGUUGCAAAAGCUUCCAAUACAACCCCAAGAUAAUGGAAUUCCUGAAGACACAACUUGACAGAGCAGAGGUACUCCAACCGCAGGGAGCACCUGUUUCUAUGGUGAAGAAGUUUGUGUGGCACUUGAAGAAGGGUCGGAGACUUCUUGAUAAGCACCUGGAACCAUUUGAUAUCAUAAAGUUCUACAGAAUAGAAGAGGCAUGCAACGGGGUGGAAGAGAUCUGCACAGAGUUGAGGGACAUUCUUUGGGAACUUGGUGCAGAGGGCACAGAGCAGCUGGAGGCGAAGGUGCCCAUCCAAAUUGUGCAUGAGGAUAAGUUGUUUUUGGAUGGACUUCUUAAGUACAUCCUGAAGGGCGAGCAUGCUGCAUGUGAUGACAAAAUAUUGCGGCACUGGGAUGUUGUGAAAGCACGCAAUGAAGAAAGAAUGGCUUUUUUGCCCGAUGUUGAGGAGGAGUCACUGACUUUGGAAAAACCAAUUGGGGCUGGGUCCUACGGCAUUGUGCAUGAAGCGAAAUGGGGAAGUGCAGCAAAUAAAGUGGCUGUGAAAGUACCAAAGAGGCCUGUGAGCAUUGAGGAACUUGCAUGCACUGUAAGGGAGGCUGUGCUGCAGGUGUCUUUGAGGGAUGACCACAUUGCUAAACUACAUGGCUACACCAGCUCUGGCUGGCUUGUGAUGGAGUUGGCACAGGAUAAUUUGAAAGAUGUGUGUGCCCGUGGUCCUCCAUUGACGUAUAAUGAGAGCUUUGCAUUGCUGGAGCAAGCUGCGGAAGGAGUGAGCUGUGCCCAUGGCCAUGACCCUGCAUUGGUCCACUCAGAUGUGAAGACCACCAAUUUCCUCGUCUUUGGUAACAGGUCUGAUGGCUUGUGUGUGAAGCUGAGUGACUUUGGGCAAGCCUUCAUGCUGACUGAGGACAGGAACAAGACCAUUCGCAAGGGGGGUUAUACACCAAACUACGUUGCUCCUGAGUUUUACAAAGGUCAGCCUGUUUGUCCUAAAUCGGAUACGUUCAGCUUUGGGGUUGUGUUGCAUGAGGUUUUAAGCGGAAAGAUGCCGUACAGCUCGUGCAAGGACAAAUACAGUCUCCGUGAUAUGAAAUUGGAGGGGAAACCACCCUGUGCCAUGCCAGCCGACUGCCCUCGUGAGGUGCAUCAGUUGCUUCAGUGCUGCUGUCUACAAGAUCCACUGCAAAGGCCAUGCAUGGAGAAAGUCCAAAGAUACCUACAAGAGCUGGCAGCGGGCCACAUCCCACCCUUGGAAAUUCUUCAGCCGCAAGUGGAGCAUGGGGAACAAGGCCCUGUGCAUCAAGAUGUGAACUUUACAUUCAUGGGGCUGCUACUCACAGAGGUCGAGCCAUUAAAGUUGAUCAGCACAAGGUUGUCGUACUUGCUCAGGAAGAUCACUGCUUGGGUGAAAUCCAGCAAUGACGCAGUUGUUGAUGGCUCAGAACCAUUCCCUGGAAGUGUCAUUUUUCCAUUUCGGAUUGAGUUCCCCAGCAGGCAUUGUGCAGCCCUGUUCAAAGCCGAAGUGCAGGUUGAUGCAGGAUUCAUUUUCCAGGCGGAUUGGGAACUCCUGAAGUACCAGCCCCAAGCACAAGUGACCAUAUCUGAAGACGUUAAUGUCAUCGAUACUCAGGCUGCAAAUCUGGAGGCACAAGUGCAGUUCAUCAUCGCAGACAUCGGGAGGGCAGAAGAUGCAAAGUACAGCAGAAAGAUGAUCAGCUUUUUGCGGGGCCAGAUAGCUGGCUUGAAUGCCUGGACAUUUCACCCCCCGAAGAUGGCACGGGAGGAAGGAUGGAAGAAAAGCCUGGCUGUCCUGCUGCACCACCUAAAACAUGCCAAGCAACUAAUCAGGCUGCACAGUUUUGUCGAUGUGGACACUCUGUACAAGACUGCUGACACAGAGAUGAUAGUCAAUCGGACACUUCGUGCGAUUAACGAUUUUUUGCUUGAGUGGGACAUGGGCCCUGCAGCCAGCCUGCUUCUUUCCUUGCCCCAAGAGCAUGCAAAGCAGGACAGGCAGGACUUGAUUGAGCAUUUGGGUUUUGUUUUCAAGGACCUGCCUUGCAACUUUGAGGGAGACAGUGAGGAAGCUAGGCAAGAAUGGGAGAUUGUGAUGCAGGGUUUCGCUGAGAAGCGAUGCGUGGUGCCAGUCAUUGCCCAGAAAGAUGUCAUGCUGGGCCUUCCAGUUGCCAAUGAUGUACAUAUUGCCAAGUGGGGAGAGCGCUUUGUGGUAGUCAAGCAGAUUCUUCCUUUGCCUGCGGACGACAUCAACCUGGAAGAGUUUGCCAAGUUCUACACAAAGACAUUUAGCCAGACAGCUCUGGAUCUUAAGAGCGUGGUGGAGGUGUAUGGUGUCACCACAGGAGGUGCUGUAGUUGUGGAAAAGGCCGACAGUGAUUUGAUGCACUGGUACAUGUCAUUAGCUGCAUGUUAUGAAAAAGACACCAUAUACCAAAAACUCAGCGUCUUGGCUCAGGCUGCAGAUGCCCUGAAGUCUGUACAUGCUGCGGGCAUUGUUCACGGUUGCGUAAAGAGCAGCAAUUUCUUGGUCUUUGGCCAAGAUAUGAUGGACUGUACUGUCAAAAUAUCCGAGUUGCCAAUAGCCAUCGAUCCCUGGGACCGUGGUCGUGGUACUUUUUCGCGGGCAGCACGAUGGAUGGCUAAGGAAGUGUGUGAAGGACGUCCGUACAGCAUGAAGUCCGACGUCUUUGCCUUUGGAGCAGUGAUGUGGGAGGUGGCCACACAAGAAUUGCCGUAUAGGGAGGGAGCAUCCGCUGUAGAUGCCCUUGGCGCCAAGCUUGCGGGGGAAGUGCCAUGCGUUGCUUCUGGUGAAUUGGAAGAACUGUGGCCAGAAGAGGUGCUGAAGUUGAUGCAUGCCUGCUGCUCGCCACGCCCUGAGGACAGGCCAUCAAUGGAGGAUGUGUGGACCUGCCUGAAGAAGUACAAAGAGGAUUCUACAAUGGAAGACACCCGACAAAUGCUGGGAGGGCAGAACCUGUCAGAAGUUUUGAUGCAGAUGGAACCCUCAGAGGCAGAGGCAGAGGCUGAGAGUGCUAGUCCACAACUGCACCCAAUCACCAUGGCGGACCUGGACACAAGUCUGUACGAUCCUGGCAAGGUCUUUGCGCAAGAGCGCCCACGCGCACUUUGGGUGGGCAAGGGGGAGAGCAUCAUGUUGGAGGACAAGCUCAGGAAGGUGGACUUGCACGACAUAGCGACGCACUCAGACCGCAUAAACCGCCUGUUGAAGGAACGAAUGCGCAGGGUACAGAGUAGUGCAUCAUUUCAUCAACUGGACUGCAGUGAAGACUUGCCGUUGCUCGCUGAGCAUACCACUGAAAAUGUCAUAAUAGUCGCAAAUCGGCUGCCUGGCACUGCUUACAAGGAUGAGAACGGGAAAUGGAACUUGGAGGUGGCUAGCGGAGGCAUUGUCAGCGGUUUCAUGGGGGUGGGCAGCCUGACGACAAAAUGGAUUGGGUGGCCAGGUGUAUGUGUUGAGACCGAAGAAGAUAGGGAAGCACUGAAGGCAGUUUUGAGUGAAUACAACAUGAUUGGAGUUUUUCUAGACGAAGAAAUGAUUUCCGACUAUUACAACGGCUUCUGCAAAGCCGUACUGUGGCCCCUAUUUCACUAUGCUCCUCCAAGUCUUGACAUGUGGCGCAACCUUGGAGGAACUACUGUUGCCCAGACCCAGUGGGCUGCCUACCAAAGGGCCAAUGAGGCCUUUGCAGACUGUGUUUUGAAGAACUACGGUUCCAGGGACACCGUGUGGCUCCAUGACUAUCAUUUGAUGCUCUGUCCAGCCAUGCUGAAAAAUAGGAAGCCAGAGAUGAAGGUUGGAUGGUUUCUACACACCCCUUUCCCUUCGUCAGAGAUCUAUAGGACCCUGCCCGUUCGAGAGGAAGUGUUAAGUGCAGUGAUCAAAGCUGACCUUAUCGGUUUCCAAACGUAUGAUUAUCUUCGGCACUUUAUAUCUUCGUGCUCAAGAGUAUUGGGACUUGAGGGGACACCGCAUGGUGUUGAGGACCGUGGUCACCAGACAAGAGUCAUCGCAUGCCCUAUUGGGAUCAACGUUGAGAGGUUCACACAGGCGCUGGAGCAGAAAAGCAUGAAGGCACAUAUAGAGGAGCUUCGUGCUCAGUAUAAGGGGCGUAAGGUCAUGUUAGGUGUCGACCGGGUGGAUAUGAUCAAGGGUAUCCCCCAGAAGCUGCUUGCCUAUGAGAAGUUCCUUGAGGAGCAUGAAGAGUGGCGUGAGAAGGUGCUGCUUGUCCAGAUUGCAGUCCCAACUCAGGGCAAGGUUUCAGAGUACCAAAAGUUGCGCUCAAUGAUUCACGAGAUGGUGGGUCGGAUCAACGGCAAGUUUGGGUCACUGACCCAUGUGCCCAUACACCAUCUGGAUCGCUCACUGUCCUUCCUCGAGCUCAUCGCCCUGUAUGCUGUCACGGAUGUGGCCCUUGUGACUUCCCUCCGUGAUGGGAUGAACCUGGUGAGCUACGAGUAUGUCGUCUGUCAGAAGAAGAGCGAGUCAGAGGGGUCUCCUGGUGUGCUGAUCCUCAGCGAGUUUGCUGGUGCUGCACAGUCGUUGGGGGCUGGGUCCAUUUUGGUCAACCCUUGGAACACAACUGAUAUGGUACAGUCAAUUCAAGAGGCAUUGACUAUGAGCGACGAUGAGAGAAAAGAGCGACACCAUGUGAAUUAUGUACAUGUGACAAAGCACACAGCCCAGAACUGGGCAGAUAUGUUCAUAACAGAACUCAAUGAUGCAUAUAUCGAGGCUGAUUUCCGAGACAGGCAAGCUCCACCACAGCUGCGAACAUCCUCAGUUGUCAGUGCCUUCAAUGAUAGCCGUCGCCGACUGUUUGUCUUUGGCUAUGAUGCCACCCUGACCACUGCUGUUGAGGCGCCCAAGCAACCCAGGAAGCACUAUGACCAGAUGAAGGCCCCGGCACAGGUUAACCACAGCACCAUCAGGUGCAUCGGGGAACUUUGCAAACGCCCAGGGAAUGUGGUCAUCAUUUUCAGCAGCAGCGAGUGUUGCAAGCUGCAGGAGCAGUUUGGGCAGCUACCAGUUUGGCUUGUUGCAGAGAAUGGAGUGUACAUGAGGCCACCAAGCACGGCAUAUGGUGGCACAAUGGAAUGGGUCCCCAUUUUUGAGGGGCUUCCUCGCGACUGGAUGGACAGUGUCCAUAUGGUCUUUGAGUACUUUUGUGAGCGAACGCCCCGUUCAUUUGUGGAGAAGCGUGAGACAUCACUGGUGUGGAAUUUCAAGUAUGCAGACGUUGAGUUUGCCAGGUUGCAGGCCAUGGACCUGCUGCAGCACUUGAGGGCUGGUCCGCACUCAAACGCCCCUGUGGAUAUAGUGCCAGGAGCCCGAUCUGUGGAGGUCCGGCCUGUUGGUAUCACGAAGGGGCUAGCGAUGCGGCACAUAGUUGGAGAGAUGGAGAGGUUGCUAGGUCGUGAAGCCUGUGACUUUGAUUUUGUGCUGUGCAUUGGGCAUUUUCUUAGCAAGGAUGAAAACAUCUUCUCCUUUUUUGAAGGUAAGAACACCGUGAAUGAAGCACGCAUGGAGAAGACGCUGCACUUCACACAGACAUAUGCAGCUGACGAAAAUUGGAGGGACAAUGGGCCAUCCUCUGCCAAGGUGAAUGCUGCAGUGAUGGGCAGCCCUGGGGUCAGCUGGCCCACUGGUGAUGGCCCAAUGUGGACACAGAGCUCACAGGAACCGAUCAUGUUGAGUCCAAAGCAUCUGUUUACCUGCACAGUUGGACGUGCUGGUUCAAUAGCAAGGUGA